This is a messenger RNA of Closterium sp. Naga37s-1, 780 nucleotides long. The record is from the annotation of a GenBank genome assembly. NCBI's taxonomy places the organism in Eukaryota, Viridiplantae, Streptophyta, Zygnematophyceae, Desmidiales, Closteriaceae.
AUGGCUCCCGUUUUCAACGUCUGCGGCUUACUCUGCGUGGGAUUCGUUCUGCUGGCUCUCGUCCUCACUCCCGCCGAUGCCAUGUACGCCACGUCCGCUGAUCUGAACCGCGAGGGAACGUGCUACCGCGGCCAAUUCGACUACGGCGAGAGUUCGGAUUUCGACUACGGCAUGGUAGCGCAGGUGCCUUCGGACGAUUUCAACAGCGGAAAGGGCUGCGGAAGGUGCUACGAAGUCUCCUGCAUGAACCACCCGAGCUGCUUAGAGGGCAGCGUGCUGGUGCGCGUGGUCGGCCAAAACGGCGACUUCAACCUCAACUUCGCCGCGUGGGACAGAAUCGUCGCCGACCGGGCUGCGGGGCGCGUGGAGAUCGACUACCGCAGCGUGGACUGCCCUAGCAACGGCGGCCUGAAGGUCAGAUUGGUCGACGAUAGCAACUCGUACAACUUCGCGCUUCAGAUUCUCGGCGCGGCGGGGAGCGGAGGCGUGGAGAACGUGGAGCUGUCGAACGACGGGUCGCAGUGGACGAGCAUGACGACGUACGGAUGGGGCGCCACGUGGGUGCUGAAUCCCCAUCGCGGAAAAGGGAAAUUGCGAUUUUGGGGGUCCGAAGUUGCUUUUUGCGUUUGCCUUUUCCGUGAUGCCGCCAAGGACGUCGUCGAUGCGGGGCGCCCCGUGAGCGUGCGCGUGACGGGCGGCGGGCAGCAGGUGGUGCUGCAAGACGUGAUUCCGAGCGGAUGGAGCGCCGGGACGACCUACGAGAGUGGCACUAACUUCUAG